AAUUGUCAUUCUUUAUAUUUUUAUGAGUCAAUUUUUUUUAAUAAAAUUCAUAAAUUGUGCUAUGUUUAUCCGCUUGUAAUUUAAGGAAAUCAAAAUGAACACACUAGACAGACAACUGGCGGAACUUCGGAUAUAUGCAAACGAGUUGGACGCAAAAUUACAGGACGACAUAAACGCUGCAAAAUUAAAACCAUCGAUUCCACCCAAAAAAAAUAAACCGCCGCAACCGCAAAUACCCCAGAGCUACACGGUGAAAUCGGCCUGCGAGCCGUCGUACUCCUCUAGAUUAGAGUACGGGAGCCGGACGAGCUCUACGUACUCAAAUUUGGUGCCAGUGAAGAGUUGCAUCGUCCGAAACUCAGCGCGAGCGCGGAGCGGCGAUGUACUCUUGUACAGCAACCUGCUGCCUCCUGGCGGCACGACUCAUGUAUACUCGAACAUACCUCUGCAGCGGAACCCGGAGAGCUACUACGGUGGUGAUGCGCGGUCCGAGGUCUCCAGGAUGAGCGAUCUGGGCGCUCAGUCCACGUACAGCGAGCUGCGGCGGCCGGGUUCCGCUUAUCCGCCGUCCUCCGCGUCAGUCAACGCGCAAGACUUCUCCACUUAUGGAGAUUCACAGGCGUCAUCGACGUAUGAGUCGUUGUACGAGCCGAUCAACCCCAGACCGUGCAGUCAAUUGUCUGGAACGUCACUUUACGGGGGCUACGUCGGUCCCGCAGUCGAGCCGAUACUGGAGCCGGACGAGGCAUUGUACUGCGGCAACUGCAACAGGUGCGGGGAGAAGAUCAUGGGCGAGACGACAGGCUGCACGGCCAUGGAACGGAUAUAUCACAUCAAGUGUUUCUGUUGUCAACAGUGUAGCAUUAAUUUACAAGGCAGGCCCUUCUAUGCAGUACAGGGCAAGGCGCUAUGUGAACGGGAUUACUUGGAGACUUUAGAAAAAUGUUGCGUCUGCGGUGAUCCGAUACUUGAUCGUAUUCUCCGAGCAACAGGGAAGCCAUACCACCCGAGAUGCUUUACUUGUGUUGUGUGCCAGAAGAGCCUUGACGGAAUACCAUUUACUGUUGAUGCUGUUAACAGGAUCCAUUGUAUUGAAGAUUUCCAUAAAAGAUAUGCACCACGGUGUGCUCGAUGUCGGGAACCGAUCGUCCCAGAAGGUGGAGCAGAAGAGACAGUCCGCAUUGUGGCACUGGACAAGAGUUUCCACAUCGCCUGCUACUCAUGCGAGGACUGCGGUGCUUCCCUCUGCUCCAGGGAGGAAGGCAGAGGCUGCUACCCUCUCGAUGAUCAUUUGUACUGUAAGGAAUGUAAUGCUAGACGUAUACAAGAUCUUUCCAAAAAUAUUAACUAAGAUUUUUGCAAAAUAUUCUACUCUUUGCAGUUAAUAUAUCAUACAUGGAAUUGUUAUGCAACCGAAACUGUCAAGAGUGUAAAUCAAUGCUUAUAAAAAAUAUAAUGGUGCAAGUUUUUGCUGGCCAAGAUAUAUUACAUGAGUCUCAUUGUUUUUAAUUGUAGUUUUCUUUUGAAACUAUCAUUUAGUACUAUUAUAUUUUGUUUAUGUUAUAUAUUUUUAUCCUAUAAAUAUUACUCAUCACAAUACUAUGUAGUUUAUAAGCAUCAGCACAGAAUAUAUAUAUUUUUU
Messenger RNA from Aricia agestis (brown argus), 1642 nucleotides. RefSeq names its product lipoma-preferred partner homolog. Gene Ontology annotation, cellular component: focal adhesion; stress fiber. Gene Ontology annotation, biological process: cell-cell adhesion. The transcript has 3 exons. The record is from RefSeq and is a predicted model, not a curated record. Lineage: Eukaryota; Metazoa; Arthropoda; Insecta; Lepidoptera; Lycaenidae. The coding region runs from base 95 to 1351 and encodes 418 amino acids.